Dissoconium aciculare CBS 342.82 is the source of this 1248-nucleotide messenger RNA. RefSeq lists its product as uncharacterized. The record is from RefSeq and is a predicted model, not a curated record. NCBI's taxonomy places the organism in Eukaryota, Fungi, Ascomycota, Dothideomycetes, Mycosphaerellales, Dissoconiaceae. Bases 1 to 1248 code for a protein of 415 amino acids. The transcript has 2 exons. Gene Ontology annotation, molecular function: hydrolase activity, acting on carbon-nitrogen (but not peptide) bonds.
AUGUCCUCUUUCCUAAUCGCGAAUGUGCGUAUCUUCGAUGGCGAGAACACUAUCGAAUGCGGAUCGGUACUUGUGGAGGGAGGCCAUAUCACUCAGGUCUCCGCGCAAAAGAUCGAGUACGAUGGUCAAAUCUUUGACAAGUCUGGACACACUCUCUUGCCGGGCUUAAUUGAUACUCAUAUCCAUGCCGACGGCGGCAAUCCCGUGGCGCUACCGCAAUCACUCAGAUUUGGGGUCACAACAGUAUGUGAUAUGCAUAAUGAGUGGGAGAACAUUCAGAAACUACGACGACAGAUCACGGCAGGGCAUUGCGCAGAUCUCAAGACCACGAGUUUCGCGGCAACGAUCCAAGGAGGAUGGCCUGCAGCCAUCGUACUGAUGCAUAACGACAUCCCUGAGGUACGAGCCGAGAUUGCAACCUGGCCGAAGCUUAAGACCGUCGAGGACGGCAAAGCAUACGUGCAAGCGCGAAUCACGGAAGGCGUCGACUACAUCAAACUGAUGCACGAAUCCGGCGCCGUAAUGUCCCUGAACCUCCCCAAGCCCUCCCUCGAGCUACAAAAGAGCAUCAUCGACGAAGCCCACGCCACAGGCCUCAAAGUCGUAGCCCACGCGACCAACCUCACCGACACCCUCGAGAUCAUCUCAUGCGGCGUCGACGGCCUCACGCAUACUUUCCUCGACCAGCCGCCGACCGCCGAGCUCAUCGCGGCAUACAAGCGUCAUGACGUGCAUUGCAACCCGACCCUCGCGGCGAUGGCUUCCGGGACGACGGAGGGCCGGGCGGUACAAGAGCGCUUCGCACAUGAUCCGCGCGUGCAGCAUCUCAUCGGCCGGGAGCAGCGGGAGGCGAUGUGUGCGUGCAUGUCGUUUGCGCGGGAAGGAUCUUCUACGGUUGAGAAUUGCUUCGAGACGGUUCGGCGGUUGAAGGCAGCGGGCGUGCCGGUCCUGAUUGGAUCCGAUGCUGCUGGCCCGGCUAAAGGCACAGCCUGGGGUCUCUCGCUUCAUCACGAGUUGUACCUGUUCGUGCAGCAUUGCGGAUUCACCCCCGCGGACGCCUUACGGGCGGCGACGGCCUUGCCAGCGCAACGUUUCGGGUUCGGCGACCGUGGCCGGAUUCGAGCCGGUUGCAGGGCAGACCUACUUCUAGUCGAAGGUGAUCCGAUGAAGGACAUUGCUGACACAUUGAACCUGAGGGCCGUGUGGACUAAAGGUGUUUUAUGCAGUACAUACCGGGAAAUAAUCUAG